Molecule: messenger RNA, 1902 nt
Organism: Arthroderma uncinatum
Lineage: Eukaryota; Fungi; Ascomycota; Eurotiomycetes; Onygenales; Arthrodermataceae
Exons: 3
Coding region: 1-1902 (633 amino acids)
Source: RefSeq, a predicted model, not a curated record
AUGGGGCAGGAUACUAUGCGAUCGCCAGCACGGAAGAGUCGCCUCUUCGAUUACGAGCGCUUCAGAUUUACUCCCGUAGCUAAGUCGAAGAAAGCGCACCGGCUCUGGGAUCGAAAACCAACUACCCCCGUCGUUCCGCGCUCGAGAUCACAGAAGAUCUGGAAACGAUACCUUGCAUCUACGUCAUUAGAAGGAGAUGAUAUGCGCGACACGGAUAGCUUCUGUACCGAAAUAAACUUGGCUGCGACACUGGCGGCGCUACGUGGCGUGAAAAGGUUGCGACUUGCGCAAACUGCAGAUUGGGAGCGUGGACGGUCGUUCUUGGAAACAAAGUGGGAAACUGAAACUGGGGACCGAAGACGAAAAUACGUUGCGCCAGCGGAGGAGGGGGAGGAUGUUGUUGAUAGUGUGGGAACAGCAACAGCAACAACAACAACAACGUCAGGCGACUUAUUAGUUCGGCAAGGUAGCGAAUGCGAUGGUCUGGGGCUCCUCGACGACGAGGUUUGUAGCAGUCCUUGCGUCGAUCAGAGUGAGACUCCGCAACUUGAGGAUACGAGCUCGCCGGAGGAAACAGUAUCAGAGGCUGUGACGCCGCCGGAAGAGAGGAUGAUAAACGACGAGCUCAACCUGGAGAAGAAGACCACCUCAGAUUCCUGCCCUGGAGAACGCGGGGAUACUGAAGAGGAAACCUAUUUUGAUGCUGUAGGAGAACCGAUGGCGGCUGGUCAGGGACAACGGGAAAAACCACCACACAGUACCUCACUACGGAACAUCUCCAUCCUCGACGGCGAGGAUGCAGAGCUCAUCUCGGACUUCCUCUCCCAGGCACAAGCCAAAAGGGCUGCCAUCACCCCCAUGAAGGGAGACGCCGCUGUUGACCGUGUUCCCGAUUCCCCUACUCCCAACCCACGGCGUGCCCUUGAAGCCGUGGACAGCAACUCACCUCGCUCGCACAGACGACAUGCAUCUCCGGAGAAAACACAGCCUCCAAACCUCUAUUUUACCAGACGUCCGUCGCGCGGAGGCUCUUCGAAGACCAUCGAGAUCGUGGAGAGGGAAAACGGAAUGCCAUUCUCUCCCGUGCUUGAGAUGGCUUAUGAGCAUCACCGCCAUGCACCCAGGAUCCCAGACCAGAUACCAAUGCGCCGCCGUAAGGGCACAGAAUUUAUAUUUAUGCAGCGAACAGAUGAUCAGCAAACUGCGCUUCUCACCAAGGCCAACACGAGACUGAACAAGGGCACUAAACCUCCUUAUAAACUACUACCUAUACUCAACAAAGCCAUAGCAGCUCUCGAGCAGAGUCCAGAGAUCAACCAACCACGGCCACCGCAGGACCAAUCGAAGAAGCAGGUGAAGUGGAACGACGACGCCCUGAUUGAGUUCUGCGGGGAGAAAGUGCCCGAAUUCGACGCGGACGUUUAUCAGAACUCGCAGGCCAUCGAACGCAGCUUGCGGUCCUCGUGUAGACGGAGCGCGAGCAAACCGCCGCAGCAACAGGUUGAUGGCGUGGACAAGAGCAAACCGGAGGAACCCAUCCCGUUCCUAGCACCGGUGUUGAUACCCGCGCCAGCAACGCCGUACCGUUCCACGCCCGUACCGCGGAAGAUGCGAAAGCUCGUUGGUGCCAAACACCUCGACGUCCACCCGAACGAAGGCGAGAGCCCACCAGUCACCCGCAUAAAUCUGACCAUGAAGGCCACGACGGUGUUCCCUGGCACCCCGCUCCGACACAAGAAGACCUUCUCGCUGGCCCAGAGCGUUCCACGGACUCUCUCGCUGAAACCGUCGAAAUCAUCUACGUCGGCGUCGACGUCGGCAUCGGCAUCGGCGUCUGGACCCGGGCUGAGCUCCGGCGUUAGCUACCCAACCGUGCUACUCAGGAAACAGACGAAAUCAUAG